ACAGUCAAUAACCAAUGAAGACUGAUUUUAAGCGUGGCACGGGGGCGGGCUUUUUCUGAGAGGGCCGAUUCGGGGUGAAGAGUCUGAAACUGACCCUGGAGCAGUCAGAGCACAUCCGGUAUUGCAAGAGCUGGGAGGCUCCCGAGAGGCAGGUUAAGAAGAGCAGAAGCUUUGUCCCACAGACUGGAACCAUGAACAUAUUUGAUCGGAAGAUCAACUUUGAUGCACUUCUAAAAUUUUCCCACAUAACCCCAUCGACACAGCAGCAUCUGAAGAAAGUCUAUGCCAGUUUUGCUCUGUGUAUGUUUCUGGCAGCUGCAGGAGCCUAUGUCCAUGUGGUCACUCAUUUUAUUCAGGCUGGCCUUCUGUCUGCCUUGGGCUCUCUGGCGUUGAUGAUUUGGCUGAUGGCAACACCUCAUAGCCAUGAGACUGAGCAGAAAAGAUUGGGACUGCUUGCUGGAUUUGCUUUCCUUACAGGAGUUGGCCUGGGCCCUGCCCUGGAGUUGUGCAUUGCUGUCAAUCCUAGCAUCCUUCCCACUGCUUUCAUGGGCACAGCAGUAAUCUUCACGUGCUUCACUCUGAGUGCUCUCUACGCCAGGCGCCGGAGCUACCUCUUCCUGGGAGGUAUCUUGAUGUCAGCCAUGAGCCUAAUGGUCUUGUCUUCCCUUGGAAACCUUUUCUUUGGAUCCAUUUGGCUUUUCCAGGCAAACCUGUAUAUGGGACUGGUGGUCAUGUGUGGUUUUGUCCUUUUUGAUACUCAACUCAUUAUUGAAAAAGCUGAACAUGGAGAUAAGGAUUAUAUCUGGCACUGCAUUGAUCUCUUCUUAGAUUUCAUUACUCUCUUCAGAAAACUUAUGAUGAUCCUGGCAAUGAAUGAGAAGGACAAGAAGAAAGAGAAGAAGUGAAAUGACCAUUCAGCCUUUCCCAGUUUGGCUUCUCUCCCUCCACCCUUCAUUUCCUCUUUGCACACAUUACAGGUGGCGUGUUCUAUGAUAAUGAAAGGCAUCAGAAAAGCUUUUGUACUUUGUGGUUUUCUCUAUUUUGAAUUUUUUGAUCAAAAAAAAUGAUUAGCAGAAUAUAGUUUGGAGUUUGGCUUCAUAUUCCUGGGGUUCUUCCUCUGUCCCUUUUGUCAGCCGAUCGCUAGCCCUUGCUCUACUCUGUAGUGUGCCCAACUCUGUGAGGAGUGAGGCCAGCUGAGGGAACAACCUCCAGGAGUCCAUCAUCCAGUGGACCACAGUUUGGUAGAGCCACAUCAGUCCACCCUUCCUCGACAUUGUUUGGUUUGCACUGUGGGACUGGGCAGUGUGUUUUCUACUAGGAAGAAGUUCACUGGCCCUGUGGUUAACACAGGCUCAUAUUUGAGCUGAUGGCCCUGCAAAGAAGGCAAAGAGCCUCUUUGAUGGAUGUUUGGAUUCCUCUGAGCUUCUCAAGCUUGUCAGGCAAAUGCUCUUUUCCUUGCCAUCACAAAGCGAGUGUAGGCUUGUGUGUAUUCCCUUUCCUACCCAUGCCUGACCCUGAGGGAAUCUGCUUUCCAUCUGUGGGGUAGGAGGACUUCAGCAGAAAGGGACAACUGUGUCUCAUCAGGCAUUUAUGAGAAGGCUUAGUAUGAAUGGCAAGGUAGACAGCACAGAUCGUUCAAAUUGACCUUUUUUGUAUUGUUUUUGUUGUUGAUUUCUAAAAUUAUCACCUUAAUUACUAAGUGGCCUCCACUUGGUGGCUGUGACUAAAGGUCCCAAGAAAGGAAAGAUAAGGACGGGGAAUGGUUGAAUCUCUAAAUCCUGCCAGACAAACCUAGAUAAAGACUGGGGGACAGGGAAGGACAGAUCCCUUCAAGUGAGUGGGUCCUUGUGCAGACAAGUUGUGGCCAUGCUAUGAUUUGGGAGGCAACAUCUUAAAGCCCUUCAGUACAUUUUUGUCUACCCCCACCUGGACACAUAGGGAAUGUAAGACCAGAGAUCCAAGGCAGCAGAGAAAUAAAUGUUCAUUUUACAGAUGCACUUUAAUUUUUGGUCUACUCACCUUUCAGAAAGCUGCAGGUAGGAGCCAGGUGACCAAACUUGCAAGAGCUCCAGUUCCCUGCAGCUUUGUGAUUAUAGGUGUGGAUGAGCAGUCCUAAUGGGAGGAUUGCCAGUUCUUUCCUGUGGGCUACUACAGCCAGCUUACACAAAAGGGCAGCAUUGGAAGUAGUCACGGGCCUGGCUUUAAUGCAAGAGGCUCAGGCUAUUGAAAGUACAUUAACCAAUGAGAUGCUAUUUCUGACUUUUCCUGUUAGAACCAGUGCACAGUUUGACACAGAGGUUGCUGGUUGCAGUAUGCUGUGUCACUAAGCCAUUGCGAAACUUCCUGGAGUGGCUCACUUCCACUGACGAUGCUGCCCUUUGACUUAGCUGCUGCCUCUAGCCUCUGGCUUAAGAACUUACUAAAUGGAUUUCCUUCCUGUUAAGCCCUCCUUAGCAGCUCUCCAUAACUUUGGUGAUUCUCUGCCACGCCUGAGAAUCUGAAAUACACCUCUUGAAGCCAAACUCCACCUCUUAUGCUUUAUUGCUUGGGAUAAAGGAGUUUUUCUUUAGAGACAGUGCCAAGAAUGACAACAUACAAAGAAAGUACUUUAAAAGUAAAUGCCUAACAGAUUUUUAAUACAAGUAUCAUUGUAAUUUUCACUUUCUUUUCUAGUUCCUUGUUUUCAGCCCAGGCUGCAUUCUCUAACUCAUACUGUGAAGACAGAGGUGUUUUUGAUUCAAAAAUAUAUGAUAUCUACAUAGUCUUAAUUUGUAAAAAAUAAAGAAAAUUCCUUAACCUUU
Molecule: messenger RNA, 2801 nt
Organism: Cavia porcellus (domestic guinea pig)
Lineage: Eukaryota; Metazoa; Chordata; Mammalia; Rodentia; Caviidae
Gene: Tmbim6
Product: transmembrane BAX inhibitor motif containing 6
Exons: 10
Coding region: 192-905 (237 amino acids)
Biological process (GO): cellular response to unfolded protein; negative regulation of endoribonuclease activity; negative regulation of RNA splicing
Cellular component (GO): mitochondrial membrane
Molecular function (GO): enzyme binding
Source: RefSeq, a predicted model, not a curated record